AUGAGCGACGGAUCGCCCGACUGCAGCAAGGACGAGACGCUUGCCAACAACGAGCCCAACAAGACCCAAGUAACCCUACUUGGCAACAACAGACUAGAGCGCUGGACGCCCAGAUUGAACGACGAAUUAGUGCUCGAGAUAACCCCGAACGAAUCCCACUUCGGGAUAAGCGAAUCCCCCUACCAAUCUGAAGAACCUGACCAGAUCGAAGACGACUAUGUGGAUGCGACCCUACAAGACGUAGUCAGCAUCGAUGACACUAGUUCCGAGGAGGACCAGGAACGACAAGACAGGAUCCGACACCUGACAGAAAUCCUUCAGUACCAAGAAAUUGAUCCUUACGAUGAUAACCAACAACUAUAUUUCUUCGGGAUACCAGCCAAGAAGAGGAAAACAUACUUUGAAUCUUCCAUCCAAGCCAACGACCACCCAAUCCUCGACCCAAGAGCUAAGAAACACUAUGACUUAUUUUGGGGACAAUGCAUUAUUGACAGCUGCAAGCUGCACGUCGUCAACAAACACGAAUACAAAUUCUACCCACGCAGAUAG
Colletotrichum truncatum is the source of this 549-nucleotide messenger RNA. The record is from RefSeq and is a predicted model, not a curated record. Lineage: Eukaryota; Fungi; Ascomycota; Sordariomycetes; Glomerellales; Glomerellaceae.